AGCUCCGCCAACCCUCGUUGGAUCAAGCUUGCGACUCGGCCAAUUACGUACCCGACCACUUUCUUUUCCUUUUUCCUUCCCUCCCUUUCUCAACUCUUCCUCUCUUCUAUCCAAACCGGUAUACUCAAUUAUCCCCAUCUCUCAAUUUAUCGCCAAAUCUAUCCCAACCAUCGCCAAUAUGAAGACUGCUGUUCUCUCCCUCGCUGUCCUGGCUACCGCCGUCUCUGCCCAGCUGGGUGACCUCGACCCUUGCGUCACAACCUGUAUCAACAAGUACGUCACCAACAACAACAUCGCUGGCUGCGCUCCCCUCGACUACAAGUGUGUCUGCACAAACCAGAAGUUCCUCAGCGACGUCAGCUGCUGUGUCUUCAAGGGCUGCACUCCCGAUAAGCAGCAGGGCAUCAUCAAUUUUGCCCACAACAUUUGCGGCGCCGAUGCCACUGCUCUCCCUACCAAGGCUACCUGUACUGCUAGCGCUACCGGCGCUCCCAACACCGCUUCGGGCACCGCUCCCGCCGCCACCUCUGCCCCCAACACUACCGCUGCUCCCAACUCGGCUGCCAGCGGUGCCAGCAGCUCUGGCGCUGCUGCUGCUUCUUCCAGCUCCUCUAAGGCCGGUGCUGCUGUUGUUGGCGCCCCUGCUGGUGUCCUCGGCGCCGUUGCCGGUUUCCUCAUGGCUCUGUAAAUGGAUGAUGUUUGCUAUUUGAACAAUGCCUACGCAUGAUAAUGACCUGAGCGAGCGACUAUUCGUGGUGAUGGCUCAAGAAAGAGUGGUGACUAGCAAUAUAUAGACGUCAAUACCGGGCCAAAUGCCCACUUAAUGAACACUUUACCAUUC
[Torrubiella] hemipterigena is the source of this 841-nucleotide messenger RNA. Lineage: Eukaryota; Fungi; Ascomycota; Sordariomycetes; Hypocreales; Clavicipitaceae. The record is from the annotation of a GenBank genome assembly.